AUGGCUGCUUCUACGGCUGAGAACCUCAACGUCCCAUCCCUGGCUGAGCAGGCCGAGCAAAAAGUCUUUGAAGAACUGGCAAACCAUGUUCAGAACGAAGGCAGGCAAUCGCUCUUUGCUAUUGGCGGUUCGAUUCCAAUCACCUCUCUUGACAACCAUUUGAUCUGCGAGUCUGACGAUGCCGGCUCGGAUGGCGGCAACGAGACCAGCAAGGAAGCCUCCAAGGAGUCCAGCAUCGAGCAAGAUGUCAAGGUUGUCGACGCCGAUGACAGUGACAGUGAACGGGAGGACAACCCCCAAAUAGCGACAUCACCAGCAGCUCUACCGGGACCUGGAGGUGCUGCUGUCCACAAAAUGCGUUGCGACCCGAUCACAGUCAGAUGGGACUCAGCUGCCAACGCCGGGUCCUCCCACAAGGUCACCUUACCGUGUACCGACAGUCAGAGGCCCUCCUUCGAGCAGCUCCUUAAGGAUUGCCAGCCAGCCAGCUUUGGACGCGGUGGAAAGGAUGUCGUGGACGAGACAUAUCGCAAGGCCGGCAAGCUGGACGAGUCUGAUUUUUGCACAAACUUCAACCCCUAUGCCCUCGGAAUCAUCGACGCUGCGGCGCAAGCUCUUGCUCCAAACAAUUGCAGACAAACAAAUGAGACCCACGGUAUCCGGGCGGAACUGUACAAGCUGAAUGUGUAUGCAGCGCCCUCGGGGAAGUUCAAAUCCCACGUUGACACCCCGCGCUCGAAACACCAGAUCGGAUCUCUGGUCGUCUGCCUUCCGAGCGUCCACGAAGGCGGACAGCUAGUGCUCCGCCAUCAGGGUCGAGAGAUCGUCUUCGACUGGUCUGGUGAAAAGGCCAGCAGUAGCAUUCAAUGGGCAGCUUUCUACAGCGACUGCGAACAUGAGGUGCUCGAAGUCACAGCGGGCCAACGGGUGACACUGACCUACAAUUUGUAUGCCACCUGCUCAGCGAACACGGCUUGGAUAGAUCCGGAACAGGUCGAGCUAUACCACUCGCUGAGAACACUGCUUGCAGAACCGGGAUUCUGCAAGAACGGUCUCACACUCGGUUAUCACUGUGCGCACGCCUACGCACAUACCUCAGGAGACACUAUUCCCACGCUCCCCGCCGCUCUCAAGGGCGUCGACAAAGUCGUCUACGCAUGCUUCGCCGCAGCCAAUCUCCCCGUGCGUCUCCGACACUUACCCGUGCUCGACAAACGCGACCGCUCUGAUUACUAUGCCUACAUCCUCGGCGCGUACGGGACAGAUGACUCGGACAGAAUCCGAGACCUGAAGGAGCUGUAUCACCGCAAAGAAGUAGAGGGAUACGGAUUGAAGUACUACGUCUGGGACCCGGUCGAUAAGAAACAACUCGUUGACGUCGACUUGCUGGCUGACGGUCUCGUCCCAUUUGACUACACGCACGCGGGCCUGUGUGAUGGGGAGGGCUUGAUACCCAUUAUCAAGACAUGGUCCCGCGACUUUAGCGUCAAGAAGGUCAAGUGGCUGAACACACCGAGUCAUCGGGAGCUGGCGUUGGUUCAUGGUGCCUAUGGCAACCAGGCCAGCAUCGCGACCAAGUACUCCAGAUUGGUCAUCACCAUGGACAUUCCGCCGUUCCAAGAACGUUAA
Molecule: messenger RNA, 1629 nt
Organism: Cladophialophora psammophila CBS 110553
Lineage: Eukaryota; Fungi; Ascomycota; Eurotiomycetes; Chaetothyriales; Herpotrichiellaceae
Exons: 4
Coding region: 1-1629 (542 amino acids)
Source: RefSeq, a predicted model, not a curated record